AUGUCUAGCUCAAGCACGAUUCUCCACCUUCCAGACACCUUAGCAAAUUGGCCUUGGCCACGAGCGAUAAACCUGUACUAUGAAGAGGUGAAAGCUGAGUCUCGUGCUUGGUUCCACAGCUUCAAGGCAUUCUCUGCGAAGUCUCAAUAUGCAUUCGACAAAUGCGACUUCGAGCACUUACGCACAGGGAGUGAUCUCAUGAAUCUGCUCUUCGCCAUCGACGAAUAUACCGACGUGGAACCUGCACCGGUGGUUCGAAACAUGAUGGACAUCGUUAUCGAUGCGAUGAAGGACCCUCACAAACCUCGACCAGAAGGGGAAGUUAUUCUCGGCGAGAUCGCUCGGCAAUUUUGGGAGUUAGCGAUUAAAAGUGCGACUCCGACUGCUCAGCGUCAUAUGAUUGAAAGCCUUGCAAUAAACCUCGACGCGGUCGUGCAACAGGCAGAUGACCGUGACAACGACUCGUACCGUUCAAUAGCUUCUUACCUUGCAAACCGUCGCGAGAACAUUGGUGCUAAGCCAGCGUAUGUGCCGCUGGAACUUGGACUCGAUCUCCCUGACGAGGUUUUCUAUCACCCUGUUAUCGUCGAGCUGUCGGAUUAUGUCGCAGAUUUAAUAGGACUGGACAAUGAUAUUGCUUCCUACAACAAGGAGCAGGCUACUGAUGACGACAGGCACAAUAUUGUCACUGUGGUAAUGCACGAGCUAAAGGUAGACCUGGACGCUGCUAUGCAAUGGGUCUUGAACUAUCAUCGAGAAACCGAGGCGAAGAUCCUGGAUGCCAUUGAGCGCGUACCUUCCUGGAGGUCUGACAUUGAUCGUCAAGUUAGGCAAUACAUCGACGGUCUUGUCCACUGGCCACGAGGCAAUGAUUGCUGGAACUUCGAGAGUGGAAGGUAUUUUGGUAACAAAGGCCCCGAGAUCCAAAAGUCUCGCCAGGUAGCGCUACUUCCGAAGGCUAGAAUCUCUACGAAGGAUGGUUCACUGAAGCGCGAAGACGUCAUCGUCCCGCUUAUAGAGUCUCUGGGGGGUUGA
Fomitiporia mediterranea MF3/22 is the source of this 1035-nucleotide messenger RNA. Its product is annotated as terpenoid synthase. The transcript has 4 exons. The record is from RefSeq and is a predicted model, not a curated record. The coding region runs from base 1 to 1035 and encodes 344 amino acids. NCBI's taxonomy places the organism in Eukaryota, Fungi, Basidiomycota, Agaricomycetes, Hymenochaetales, Hymenochaetaceae.